Carassius auratus (goldfish) is the source of this 1518-nucleotide messenger RNA. Its product is annotated as netrin receptor UNC5D-like. The transcript has 3 exons. The record is from RefSeq and is a predicted model, not a curated record. NCBI's taxonomy places the organism in Eukaryota, Metazoa, Chordata, Actinopteri, Cypriniformes, Cyprinidae. The coding region runs from base 463 to 795 and encodes 110 amino acids.
GAUGCCACCGCCUCUGCUCCGGUGUGUGCACAGCGUUGCUCUCAUCCCAGUGGCCCCCAGGAGCCCCGCCACGAUCUGUGAUGACAACCAGCUGUUCAUAUGUCAUCUCGAGUUUAGCCGACAUCUGACAUGUAUGCUCAUGUAUCAUCUCUUACUCAAGCACAUCUGGUCACUUCGCAGCGCAUCCGAGCAGCAGGGUGAAGGACAGCCGCUGCGCUCCCUCCGCCCUCAAUCACCCUCCGCUAUUGGCCAGCGCACACCGGCUUCAUUAUUCCAGUCUCACGGAUGCGAGAGACACUCACUCAGCGCGCGGAUGAGAGUGAUUCACGCACAACUUUGGGUUUAUCGCUACGGGAGGGACCUGUUACGGAAGCCCCGGGAACGCACGGCACAUGCAUGAGAGCGGCACACGCGAGCGGUUCCCCGGUUUAGUUGGGGACGCAGGAGAGAAGCGCAGCGACGAUGGGACGCUUUGGGAAGAAAGGACGAUACUCCUGCUUUGGCUUCCUCGCGGUCCUGGUUCUCUUGCUGCCCUAUGCGAAGGCAAGAGGGUCACGUGAUGGUCUCUCAGCGAUGUCUGGAACGCUGCCUCACUUUCUGCAGGAGCCCGAUGAUGCGUACAUUGUCAAAAGCAACCCCAUCAAGCUACGCUGCCGUGCACGGCCCGCCCUCCAGAUCUUCUUUAAAUGCAACGGGGAGUGGGUCCAUCAGAACCAACACACUUCUUUGGAGCACAUUGAACUAGGAACUGGAUCAGAAGGCUCACAAGGAUGGCACAGACCUCCCACUGCUUAAAGAGCUCAAAGCCAACAGUCGGACAAUAUUCACACACGCAAACACACAGCUGCAGCCUGACUGCUGCCAGCAGUAGGAGAGGGAUCAGAUCUGUUGGUCUCUGCCAAGCCCUGGGAGAGCAAGGACACUUUGGAUGUUCCAUCACUGGACGUGCAGAUCCAGACACUGAGACAUUGUUACUGUUGUGAGAUGCCGAUUUGGUUCUUCUAAUCUCUCCCAGAACUCUCCUGUGCCACUAAGCCACAAGCCAGAUCCCAGGACUGACACACACACACACACACACACCAGUCUCCAAAUGCUGGAACAGAAAAAGAAAGGAAAGGGGGAUGAGGACCAUGGGCGAGCAAAGCCACCACUGACUCUCUUGGAGACUAGAGGCCUUCCAACUCUGAAACUGGCGUGAAACGUACACCAGGGAUGAAGACAUGAGCCUGUCUGGAAACAAGAGAAGGAAUACAUGAAUGUGUUGGGAUCAGGAAUUAGAGGAUGAAGAAAAAAGGAAAUGGAUUUUUUCUCUCUCUUGCAUGGAAGCUAGGAUAUUUUAGAGGUCAAACACAGUAUAACAGUAGCAUAAUUUUACAGUUCAGUAUACAUAAAUAGUAAAUAGUGUGUCUGUAUAUGUGUAUAUAUCAGUGGUGUUCUGAAAUGGAGGCAAAGUCCUUUUUUAUCACAUGUACAGUAAAUUCCUGUCCCAGUCAUUUGUUCUUGGUUAAAUAAACAUUA